Messenger RNA from Phaedon cochleariae (mustard beetle), 5406 nucleotides. Lineage: Eukaryota; Metazoa; Arthropoda; Insecta; Coleoptera; Chrysomelidae. The record is from the annotation of a GenBank genome assembly.
CGAUUGAAAAUGAAAAUGACAGCAUGAUAGUUUAAAAAAUAUUGUGGUUGAAAGGUGUUCGACAUGUUCAUUGGUCGGACUAAAAUGAGCAUGACCAAAGUGGUCUGCAGUCGAAUAGACUGAAUAUAUGAAUUCUUGAAGUCUUGAAUAAUAAUACCAAAAUUUCAAUUAUUGAUACACCUACGAAUUUGAAAGUAUAUCAGAUUAGGAGUAUCAGGAUUCAGGAUAUUAGAAUUUUGAAAUGGCAGUGGCAGCAGAUGAACUAAUGCUACUUGAGAGAGUCUUUCUUCGGUUGGGAUCUGCAGAAACUGAUGAACAGUUACAGAAUGUAUUGUGCAAGUUUUUGCCCCCUGUUCUGCUCAAACUAUCUUCUCAACAAGAGGGUGUUCGUAAAAAGGUGAUGGAGCUAUUGAUUCACGUUAAUCGUAGAAUUAAAACCAGACCGUUGGUAGGAUUACCAGUUGAAGCCCUUCUCACACAGUAUCAGGAUCCUUCGGCCACUUCCUUCGUGACAAAUUUCACAAUAAUCUAUUUGAAAUCUGGCUUUCCUCGUCUGCCAAUAGAAAAGCAAGCAGAGCUUGUGCCAACAGUUCUUAACGCUCUAGAAAAUAAGCCUCAAUCUCACUGUGAUGGAUUGCUUCUAUUGAUUGUCCCACUUCUGGGCAAAGUUAAAGUUCCUACAGAACCCGAAAAAUUAGCUAAUCUAUUCGGCUUGAAGGAAAAACCUAAAAUUGUUAAGAACUUGUUAGAUAUCAUGUUGGAUAUGAUACUUUUACCUUAUAGUGCAUUGUCUCCCCAAAAUCCAGAAAACGAAGAACAGUCUAACGCUGUUUCACUGCCUGUUCCCUCUUGUAUGAGUGAAACUUCCUAUAAAAGAGUCACCACUAAUAACCUCUUGAAGCCGGAAGAUCUUGAGGAGAUAAAACUGGGGAUAGUAAAAUUUUUAGCUCAUGGAGUAUUCAGUAAUGAAGACAUUUUGAUUCAUCUAGUAGUCGCUGCAUCGGAUACUAGAUUUGCCGUCGCCAAUCUUGCAGAUACAGAAUUAAAGAAAGUUGUUGGAUCUAUAGAUUGGUCUGCUUCCCAUGUUUCAGUUCCACUUUACACCUUAUUCUUAGGCAGCCAAGGAAAAUCAGUCAAACCAGACCAGAAGAAGUCUCCUGCAAAUACAAGAAUUCGGUUAAAAUUGUUGACACAUCUCUGUAAGGUGACUGGGGGUGGAUUUGCGUUUCCUCAGUGUAUUCAAAUUGUUUUUGAUUCACUGUACGGGGUUAACACAAAUAGCAGAUUGAAAACGUUGGCCCUCAAUUUCACUGCUAAUAUUAUUCGAUAUGCCAAUGAAGAUCCUCUGAGUAAAGUGGCCCCCGUUCUACUAUCUGGUUUGCAAAAACUGAUUAGAGAAGGUGAAGAAGUCCAUCAUGGACAAGCCUACACCAUCAUUGGAAUGUUGGGUCAGCGCUUUCCCAAAAUAGUGUACCAUGAUGUCGGUUUGCUUGAAAUGUUCUUUACGAACAUGGAAUCCGCUAAUCCAGAUUUACGCUUACAAAUUCGGGAAGGGCUUUUGAACCUGAUCUUGGCUUACAAAUACGAUAUUUACCCAACGGAAUGUGACCAAGAUGGAAGGUUGAAUAUACUCUUUGUGCUUAUCAAGUGUAAGAUAUAUUCUGAAGAGCCUAUGGCUAGGUUUGCUGCUGUUAGGACUUUGGCGACUAUUUUUCCACCAAAUCAUGUUCCUUCAAAGUUUUUACUUUUGACAGCCACUGGAGACAACAAAGAUGAAGUGUCUGCAGAAGCGUUCAAAUCCCUAUAUGGUACUACACGAAAAAAUGACGUAGACAUGUCCAAGGAGAAGAUGAAAGACAAAAUAAUCAUGCCAUCAUUCGAAGAAAUCACUAGCUAUAUUACCAGUGAAGCAGAAAUCAAUAUGAAGAAUACCUCAAAGUGUUUUAGCUUAGGAAAUCGAGUAUUACCAUUUGCUGUGAACGUGUACGCUGAGAUUCUCAUUUAUUUAAGGCUUUGUCUUAUUAGAGAUUUGGAUAUACCUCUUACCAGAGAUAUUCUCAAACAUCCUUGCGAGUAUUCACCAAAAAUAAGCCAUCUGCUCCUUUCAAAGAUAGCUGAUACUACCAUGAAGAAAGAUAAAAAUCCAUUGGUAUUGUAUACUAACUUAGUACGGGACCUUAUGGUUGCAAAUCCAGCCCCAGAGCCUUUAUGUUGCAUGGUGGAGCUGAUAGGAUGUCUUCCUAUUCUCUACCAAAACAUUUCCAAGGAUAUAUCUUGGAUAAAAGACCAGCUAAGUUCCACUAAAGAGGAUGUUCGGGAAUACAGUGCAAUUCUCUAUGCUGCUAUCCUAACACACUCGGUCACUGACAACGAAUUCGAAGUUGCGAUUAAAGAUUUGUUGACGCAAGCAAACAGUAAAAAUUUGGAGUCUCAGCAUGGGGCUCUUCUUGCCGUUGGUCAUUGUUUAGAGAAUAAAAUAUCCGUCAGGAAGGCUGCAGGGCAGAAAGUUGAUAAUUGGAGUCUAGUGAAAGUGUCAGUUGAAGUGUUGAGUCCGUUUUUCAAACAUCAGAACCCCCUUUUGAUGGGUGCUGCCUGCACCAGUAUUGGUUUACUAGGGAGAAUUCAUGGCCUGCCUCUUGAUGAUGGCAAACCACAAGGAAACGGCAGUCCCGACCCAAAAAGAGUUGCUACUGAUAUCACCAAAAUCGAUAUUGUCACUCAAUUGCUGGAUGUUAUGAAUAAUGUCAAAUUUUCCGCAAAAGUUAGAGAGAGAGCAGCAAAGUCUUUGGGUCUCUUGUGCGUUGGAGAGAGGUUCCCUCAUACUAGACAAGUGCUCCAGGGAUUCCUCAAUACAGCUAAAGAGACAAAAGAUGUGGAAGUCCACUUCACAGUGGGCGAAUCUCUUGUGAUGUGUUGCCAAGGUAUAUGGUCCCCGGAAGCUCGAAACCCUUGGACUACCCUUCCUAAUGAGUACGUUCCUGUAACUAGUGAGGCCCAACCUGACGACGAUCUAGAAUGGCUCUUAGGGGAGUUACUAUCUUUGGUUGGACAAACCCAUCCCAAUUCGAAGCAAGCCUCUUGCAUCUGGUUGCUCGCUGUCAUUAAGGGUUGCGGACAGAGGGAGCCUAUUACUAAAAGGCUGAAAUUGCUGCAAAAUGCCUUCAUGGAACUGAUUUGUGAAAAUAAUGAUAUUAUUCAAGAUGCCGCUUCUAAAGGUUUAUGUGUUGUUUAUGAUACAUACAAAUCGGAAGAAUUGUUGAGUGCUUUGGUUAAACAGCUCACUUCUGGUACUAGACAAGUGAGUCAAGUAACCAGUGAUACGAAAAUAUUCGAGGAAGGACAACUUGGAGCUGCACCAACAGGUGGCAACUUAACAACGUACAAAGAACUUUGCUCCCUCGCUUCUGACCUCAACAAACCUGACUUGAUUUAUCAAUUUAUGCAUCUUGCAAACCACAACGCCAUCUGGAACUCGAAAAAAGGUGCAGCGUUUGGGUUCUCCAGCAUAGCAGAGAGAUGUGGAGAAGAUCUCAAAUCAUAUUUACCACUCAUUAUACCGAAACUGUACAGAGUCAGACAGUCUUGCUGUUUAGCGUUGCAAGACUUCCUGAAAGGUUCAGGCAAUAGGACUAUACAUGAUGCUAUCGAUUCGAUGAAUGACUUAUGGACAAAACUCUUCAGAGUAAUGGAUGAUCAUCACGAACAAACUAGGAUUACUGCUACUCGAACCGCGAGAGUAUUGAGUAAGUUAUGUAUAAGAGGUUGUGACGUUAGUCAAGGAAAGGCAGGGGUUAAAAUGGUGGAGGCUAUAUUACCGCCAUUACUCAACAUUGGUAUUACAAAUUCGGUAGCUGAAAUACGUCUAAUCAGUUUGCAAACUGUAUCGGAACUAGUAACAUCGGCAGGCAAACAGUUGAAACCCUUCUUAUCAAAACUGAUACCUGCCCUCUUGCAAGCUACUGGUGAAUUGGAAUCUUCUAAACUGUCGUAUCUCAGUACAAGGUUAGGUGCACAGUCUCAAGCACAAGAGAUGGUUGAUAGCGCCAGGGCUUCAUUCGCCAAAUCUCAUUUCACUACCGAAACUGUAUCAAAAAGUCUGCAAUACGCAGAUGCUUCCAUUCUAGAAGAGUUAGUUCCUAAAAUCGUGGAAUUGAUGAAAGGCUCUGUAGGAUUAGGAACUAGAAUCGCAUGUAAGUUUCUAGCUACUCUAGUAAAUGGCCUGACCGACAGAAAUGCUGCUAUCAGAAAGCAUUAUGCUACUGCUAUAGGCCAUCUGGUUUCAACUGCAAAAGAAUCUAGUCUUGAGAAGUUGUUUGCCAAGUUGCAAACUUGGUAUUUCGAAAGAGAAGAUGAUUCGAUUCGUUCAGCUUGUGCGCAAACCAUUCAAUCGAUCGGUAUCCACAAUCAAGAAAUCCUCAAAACUCACGCUGAUAUAUUGUUGCCGUUGGUGUUCUUUGCGAUGCAUGCAGAGAAAACACCGGAAACCGAAAAAACCUUGGAAAUAUGGACCGAAAUUUGGUCGGAACAGAGUCCAGGCACUGAAACUGGCAUUCGACAAAAUUUGCAAAGUAUAUGUGAUAUGCUGAAGACUGCUCUAGAAUCCCCUUCAUGGACAAUGAAAGCUCAGAGACGGAAUCAAAGAAGAUCCAUAAAUAUACCAGCAAUAGUAGAAGCGGUCAUUAAGGAGAGCAGAAAAGACGAAAUAGUUUACAAAAACCACGCACUCCAAUCACUAGGAGAAAUAGUUUCGUCCUUAGACAUCGACCGAUUCGAAGAUAUUUACGGAAUCAUACAGGGUAUUCUAGUCGACCAAAACACUCACAAAGAAGAAGACGAGGACAUUUCUGGCGAAGAAAUUUCGAAGAACAGGGAGAAUCGAGUGAAGCUCAAGGAAACCGCUUACGAAACUUUGGGCAAAGCAUGGUCAGGGACCACUAAAGUCACACAAGAAAAAUACAGGGAAUUAUUCGUAGAACACUCGGUACAGUACUUGCCGAUGGUCACAAGAUCAGUUCAAGUCAGUGUAUUAUCGGCACUUUACUGUUAUGUGGAUAAGUUGAUAUUGCUCAAUGAAGAAAAUUUGACAGAUGUGGAAAAAAGUAGCCUGGAAAAAAUUGUGAAAAAUAUCAAUGUUGCUGUUGAGUAUGCUUUAGGCAUAUCGAAACAUACUAGGUUGAGGAAGGAAGCUUUGAAUGUUGUUUUUUGUUUAGCGUCGAAGUUGAAAGAAAAGAAUAGAAUUCAGGAAUUUGAGAAACUGAGGAUUAUGUUUUCGGAAGUGUUGCCGAACAUAGUCAGUGAUAAUCAGCCUGAGGUGAAAUCUAGGGUUAUUGAUAUCAAGAAAAUAUUGAUAAGCCAAUAAUAAUUUAUUUUUUUAAUUUAUAUUGAAUAAAGUCUUAACCUACUAUC